Messenger RNA from Tetrahymena thermophila SB210, 3552 nucleotides. Its product is annotated as Ras family protein. The transcript has 4 exons. Lineage: Eukaryota; Ciliophora; Oligohymenophorea; Hymenostomatida; Tetrahymenidae. The record is from RefSeq and is a predicted model, not a curated record.
AACAAAUAACAUAGAUAAAUUUGCAAUUUUUAAACUUUAACAUAAAUAUAAAUGAGUAAUGUGAAAAUAUCUUCAAUAAAUGAAAAUUAAAAUAUACAAAUGAAGCUUGCAGGGCUAAAAGAUUUGCUUAAAACAUAAGUAGAAAAUAGAAACUAAGAGUAGAUCAGCAAAAUUUCUAGCAUUAUUAAAUAAUUAUCUGUUCUUCCGAACUACUUUUCAUCUUAAAAUGUAUUGGGAUACUAAAUAGGCAAUUAUCAAGAUAAAAUAGAUUAUUUUAUAGCUUCAUAGCUAGAAUACUUGGUAUUCGAUUCAAAUAUUGACAUUCAAAAUAAAAUAAGAGACGAUAAAGGGAUUUGCCUUUUACUAUCUGGAAAAAUAACGCUUGAAAAGAUUAUAUAAAAUGAAAAUAUUCAAAAUAAAAGUAUUGAUAAAAGUAUAGUAGUAUUAAAAGAGUUUAAAAAGGGUAGCUUUUUCAGCUUUUACGAUAUUCAGUAUUAAGUAGAAGGUUCAAAAAUUACAAUUUCAGGUCAAAACGAUUUAAUGAAUGUCCUGGGAGAAAGUGAAUAGAAACAAAAAUUUGACAAUAUAGAAGUUGGCUAUUUAAAUUUAUAGUUGUAGAAAGAGAUAAAAAGUUAAUUACAAACAGCAAAUUAUAAAUCAUCUAUAUUUAAUUAUUAUGAUAGCAUUAUAAAGAAAGAAAUAUCAUUAAUGAAAUUAAAUUAUGGUUUUACACAAUAUCUCUCAGAGAUCUAGAUAGGAUAAAUUCUUUUUCAUUCUUAAAUUAGAAAUUUUUCAAAUAAAGAACCUGUGUUUCUAAAUAAAGAAGAAUCUAAUUAUGUCUAUAUUGUUAGAAAAGGAAGUUUUUAAGUUUUUUGGAGAGACUAUUCUAUAAAUUAGUAAAGAUAAUCUAUAUUCUUUUCAAACUUAGACUAAGAAAAUUCCCUGCUUAGAAGAUGGUCUUUGAGAGUUUAUGAAUCUAAGGAAAUAUUUGGUGAAGAUGAUAUUAUUUUUAAUUGCAGAUAAAGAUGCUUUGAUGUUAUAUGUAAUAGUGUGUCAGGCCAACUUAUAACAAUACAAAAAAACUAUUUUCUUUAUUGCUUAUAUCCUAUGCUGAAGAAUUACUUUAAUGUUUUGGUUGAGGAUAAAGAAAAGCUCAUUAAUGAAAGAAUUAAUUAAAUUAGAAAUUAAUAAGGCAAAAACUUUACUAUUGUCUCUCCAUCUUUAUAAUCUACACAACCCAUAUCAAGAGAAUGUAAGGAAAUUUCCUUAGAAGAUAGCUAUAAUAGUGUGCAGUUUAUAUAAAAGUAGUAAUCAUUAUCAUCUCCUUCUGUUUCUCCUGAUAAUUUUUGUACUAAUGUUAGUUAAAAAGAAAAAAAAGAUGCUUUAAUAUUACAAUAAGGACUCUCAAGUCAGCUCACUCAACAAAAUUCAAAAUAAGAAAGCUAAAAAAGCAAUUUAGAACAUAAAAAUUCAAAUAAAAUGCUUUUUUAGUUUAUUUUAAAUAAAUCAAAUUAUGCUCAAAAUUAACCAUAAUAAAUGAACAAAAAAAUUAAUAACAGUAUUUAAGCAAGAUUAAAUACAAAAAGAUAUGAUAAUAUAGGUAAUGUAAACAGGUUAGAACAAAAUAUUAUAGAAAAUAAAUAAAUAGAAGUUAGCUAAAGCAAUAAUUUAAAUUAAAAAGUUUAAAAGUUAUUACAAUAAAAUUUAACAAAUUCUUUAUCCUUUACUUAAAAGGAGGAGUUUGAAUAAUCAUUUUAAAACUCCCUUAACAAAUUAAUUGAAUAUCAAGUCUCUUAAACUUUUUCUUCUCGCUCAAUAAAAAAUAACAGUCAUACAUUCAACAACCCUAAAUCAGAAACAGCUAUUGGAAUAAAAAAGAGAUAAAAAAAUUUAAUUUCUGAACCCUCUUUUUCGUUUUAGUAGAUAUCACCUUCACUUAAAGACUCGAAUUCAUUAAUAGCUAAACAAAAAAAAUUAAAAACUAAUAAUUUUUAGUAUUCUUAAUCGCCAAACAAAAAUUCUUUACAAAACUUUUCAGAGAUUAAUUUUCCUUAAACUUCAGAGAGAAGAACAAUAAAAAAAAAUAAUAGUUAAAAUGCAGUUUUAAAGAGAUAAGCAAACAGAGUUAGCCCGAUUUAAUCGGACAAAGCAAUAGUCUUAAAAAGUAGCAGCGAAAGUGCAAGUUAAGGAACUAAUAAUUCUGAAGGAGUUUGUAUUUUGCAGGCUCUCCAAGCAUCAAAUAGUGCAAAUUUAACUAACACUAAUAAUAGUCAUAGUACAUAAAAUAAUAAAAGUAUAAAUUAAAAAUUAAUUUUAAACAGCAACAAUAGCAGUAGUAUUUCAGUUUAAAGUGCAAAAAUAUCUAAUGGCAUAUAUUUGAAUUAAAGCUCAGGAGUCAUUUAAGAAGAAAAUUAAUAAACUUUUUAAAAAUUUCAUAGCUUUAAAUAAGAAAUGCUUGAAAAGCUAAAGGAAAAUCACAAUUUAAAAUCUAAAAAAGAAAUUUUAUCUAAAAGUUUAUCUUAAAAAUAGCAAUAAUAAUAGUAGACAUAAUCUCUUUCAUGCUAUAGCAAUAUGAUAUACAGUAAAAUCAAAGAAAAAGAUAGCAUAAGAAAAAAUUUGAAAAAGGAAUAUUCUGUUUUAAAUAAAAAGGGUAAUAUUAAUGCGCUCUCACAAUAUUCUUUUAAACUUGGAAAUUAUAAAAUUAAAAGUGAGCUAUUGUCAAACUCUUUUGAAAACUUAAAAUAAAUAUCUACUUCAAACCAAGAAAAAAUAAAUAAGUUAAGAAGAAAGUUUUCUGGAGAAGAAAAUAUGAAUAGUAAUAAACCAAAAUAUUUAUUUACUCCUUCAAGCGUUUCUCAUAGUAAAUUUAGUAAAAAAAGUAAAGGUUAAUAGCUUUUAGAAAAAAUAGUAGGAGGAAGCUAGUUAAACAACAAGUUAGAAUAUUAAAAUUUAUUUUUGAAUUCUCCACUUUAAUAAGAUGUUAAAAGUUUACUUGAAAAAUAGUAGUCAUAAAUGUUUGGAAUAGACAAAAUUCUAACUGAGCAGAGCUAAAAACCUUCUAUUACUUAAAGGGCUACCUAGUAUAUUACUAAUGAAUUGAAAUUUUUUAACAAUGAUACUUAAAACAGCUCGCAAGCUCACAUUUAAACUGAUACUUCCCCUUAAACACAGGAUCGUCUUAAAUAAAUUAAUGAAACACCAUAAACAGCUUCAAAAACUCCAAUAAAUACGAAUCUUGAUAAAGAAUCAGAUAAAACAGCAAAAAGCAAUUAAAAUAACUCUUAAAAGUUCAACAAUAUACAUUCGAACUAGUAGUCUUCUAGUUAUCAUUUACUCUAACAAAUCACUAAAUAUCAACAUUUUAACUAAAAUAUAAAAUAAAUUAAUAAUAAAAAUUUUGGAAAAUUAAAGUAGCUAAUUAGUUAAAGCUUUGCUACUCCAAAAUGCAAGAAUAUAUCUUCUUAAAAAAUUUAAUAAACAUGUAUCGGAGAAACGCCUAAAAAUCUUAGUAUAUAAAAUGAUUAAAGUAUAACUUAACAGCAAUAAAAUUGA